AUGGCGGUCUCGGCGGUGCUAGCCCCUGCGGUUACUCAAACCUCGACUCUAGGUAUCUUCACUCUCUUUAACCUGAGCCACCCACGGCUUCAUAAGCAAGCAGACGACUCAACUCGUAUAAUUACUCUAGAGAAACCUCCCUCCCACGGCGACUCUAGCCUGUCCUCCUCCCCCCGCCAGUAUCCCACCGAACUGUCAGACCCCAUCCUCGAAGAGGGCGAUGAGUCGGAGAGCGAGAACCCGAACGAACCCGUCACCCCCGUGAGCGGCCGGCAGUCGCAAGACUUCCACAACAUCCAAAAUCACGAGAUUCCAAUUGCCGCCGAUAAUUCCGCCGCCGCCGCCGCCGCUGCUGCUGCUUUCAAUUCCAUACGUCACGACAACGCGACUACUCCCAAGCCUCCACUGAUUCUCAACACGGCUGCCACCCCGCCGCCUAGCACCCCGGACGCGGCCUCGAACCAGCAGUUCAGCCCACCGGCCACCGCAGGUGGUCAAGAACCCGCUCCCAGUCCCCUACAGCGACGCUCCACCCGUGGGUCGACCACAAGCUUUAAGCGCACAAUGUCCAGCAUAUUCAAGCGCAGCAACUCCGCGUCCAACAACCAGCAGCCAUUCGGAUUGACCGAUGCAGCCUCGGAGACAACCCUCGCAGAGAACGAUCAUCGCAAGCCACCUACCCGGCGAUGGUCUAUGAACCGAUCGUCGGCCACAACACGCUCCAACACACCACCCUCACCCGGAUCCCCUAUCCUCGAGAUGGCUCCUCCACACAAGCAGCCAGAACUGCCCAUGCCGAGCAGCGAUGACUUCAUCAAGAAGAAGAACAGAGCCUCGACCGGCCUCAGCCUGCGUUCUCGGGCCGUCAACUUCGUUAGCUCAAAGAAUGGACUCCAGAAAGAGCAGAAGGAGCGACCUGGAGACAGGCUUGCGAGGAGACGGGCUAGCAGUUUCGACUACAGCAAGACCAACAUGCACAUCCACUACGACCCAGAGAACCCGACCGCCCCACAUGGCCAUCAGCGACAGAUUCUCUACAUGGCUGCGGAUGCUGGGGUUGGAGUCAAGGCACGUCGUCUGAGUCUGAGCCUGCCUGAUGACUAUGCUGUUGACAUUGCCGAACUACAGCAUGAGUACGAAUAUCAGCACAAGUUCAUUCCUCGCCACCGAAAGCAUCUCGGCAAAGGAGCCACGUCAAAGGUGCAGUUGAUGAGCCGCAAGGGCAACCCAGAAGAGCUGUAUGCUGUCAAAGAGUUCCGUGGCAAGUCAUCAUCAGAGACACAGGACGAGUACGAUAAGAAGGUGAAGUCGGAAUACAGCAUCGCCAAGAGUCUUCACCACCCAAAUAUUGUCGAGACUAUUCGCCUCUGCACAGACCACGGACGAUGGAACCAUGUCAUGGAGUACUGUGGAGAGGGUGAUCUGUUCAGCCUUGUCCAGCAAGGAUAUCUCAAGAAGGAAGACCGACAAAUGGAUCGCCUUUGCCUGUUCAAGCAGCUCAUCCAGGGACUGAACUAUCUUCACAGCAAUGGCAUUGCCCAUCGAGACAUCAAGCUGGAGAAUCUUCUCAUCACGAAGGAGAGCAAACUCAAGAUCACCGACUUCGGCGUAUCUGAGGUGUUCAGUGGUAUCCACCCCGGCCUGCGGGAAGCAGGUGGCCAAUGCGGUGUCAAUAUGGGUGAGAUCCGCCUAUGCUCACCUGGUAUCUGUGGUAGCGAGCCCUACAUUGCUCCCGAGGUUCUCAGCAAGGAAGCGCCAUACGAUCCCCGAGCCCUCGAUGUCUGGAGCGCUGCUGUGGUCAUGAUCAACCUGAUCUUCGGCGCCCCCAUCUGGGAGCGAGCAGUGAUCGACGCCAAGACCAGCAAGCCAUACCUGGACUUGGUCAAGGGUUGGAACAAGUGGAACAACAAGCAUCCCGACCCUGAGGAGCAAGUCAUUACAGAGUCUGACUACCCGUAUUUCGAGGCAUUUGAUGUCUUUGUGUCACCACCCGCCCUUCGCCGUGUUCUUCUGCAGAUGCUCAACCCCGAUCCCAAGCGCCGAGUGGGCAUCAACGACGUUAUCAACAACAGAUGGGUCAAGAAUAUCGAAUGCUGCCAGUUAGAAAGCUACGAUGACCCGGCGUUGAGCAUUGAUGCUUCCAAGAAAUGCAGCAUCAAAUUAAAUGGCACAAAGAAGAUCUUCUGUCACAGUCACGUUCCCCUAAAGAGUCACGGGCACACAUUAGGCCGCAUGCCGGGCCAAGCAGGCUAUUGA
This is a messenger RNA of Phaeoacremonium minimum UCRPA7, 2256 nucleotides long. RefSeq names its product putative hal protein kinase protein. The record is from RefSeq and is a predicted model, not a curated record. Lineage: Eukaryota; Fungi; Ascomycota; Sordariomycetes; Togniniales; Togniniaceae. Gene Ontology annotation, molecular function: protein serine/threonine kinase activity; ATP binding. Gene Ontology annotation, biological process: protein phosphorylation; intracellular signal transduction; intracellular monoatomic cation homeostasis. Bases 1 to 2256 code for a protein of 751 amino acids. The transcript has a single exon.